AACAUGACAGUUCUUUCCGCGACGCUUUAAUACAAUAAAGUUUUAGUUUAAUUUUAGGGAAAAUAUCCCAAACCACUCUAGUUUGAUUUGGAAUUUUAUGACAGACAUUUCGGUAUACAAUAUAUAAAUGUAAACCUAUUCAAAAUGACAAAAACGCGAUUGUCCACGAACUUUUUGGAUAUCCCUCAUAUGGUGGGUAAAGUUUUAAAUGCGUAUACAUGUACAUGUGGGGGUAAAAGAUGUGUCGCGUUUCCUUAGACGUCAGUAUAAUAUAAAUGUAGAGCAACCCAGAGAGCUGCCACUGACUCUUUUAACAUUAGUGUGCGGUUACAGUGGUGGAUGUCCGGUACCAGUACUGCCGAGUACUGUCGCAGAUGUUAGCGGACUGACCCCGCUUGAUCCCAUUGUUGGUCAGCGUGCCGUGAAAUCAGCGAUCGAUUCCCUUUUAUGCUCGCCGUAAUCAAGCCCGGACCAGCACGGACCAACAACAUUAACCCGCUUGACGAUGAGGAGGCACUGGAACACCAACGCUGUUAUACUGACCUUUAUCUGCUUAGGGCUGGGACUAUGGGUCAUUUCCAGAAAGACCGAACCAGCCGAAACAAACAAACAGACCAAACAAAGCCGACAGUAUGGAAACAAAGUGGACACAGUGAAAGAAUUCAAAAUACAUACACGAAAUACAAACCUUAAAAAAUAUCUUCUGCAACCGCAUGGAAAAGGACAGCAUAUAGAAAACAAAGACAAACGUUACUCUCAGGUCAAACAGGAUGAAGUCGUUUACGAAAUCCUCCAAAAGAAAGGAGGCUUUUUCGUGGACAUCGGAGCCCACGACGGUCAAUUCCUCUCUAAUUCACUGUGGCUGGAGCGACAGCACGACUGGAGUGGACUGUUAAUAGAAGCCAAUCCCGACCUCUGCAGCGCGAUAGACAAGUUAAAACGAAACGCCUGGCGCUUAUGCGCAUGUCUGUCGAAUUCUCAGGACAGUGUUUCUUUCAUUAAAGGUGGAGGUGUGGGCGGUAUCGCGGACAACAUUGAUGAACACCAUAUUAAAAUGUUAGAUAAAAACAACAAAAUCACCGUCCCAUGUUUUGGUCUGGAUGAAAUCUUAAAUGCGAUCGGCAUUCAUCAUAUCGACUUUUAUUCUUUGGACGUUGAAGGCGCAGAGAUGUCCAUCUUGAAUUCGAUGAAAUCUGGAUUAGAAAAAGGAAAAUUUACGGUAGACGUGUGGUCGAUCGAGUACAGAGUGUGGGACGGUCGCCAGAUUGUUGCCGAGAAAUCGAAGGAGAACCUGAACGCACUCCGAAAAUAUUUCGCUGAGGUAGGAGGCUAUUUCGAACACUCUCAGUUAUCUACUGACGAGAAUAACCAAGACGGCUAUGCCCUGGACGUUGUGUUUGUUCGUACAGACGUGUGGUGCAAUACGCGACAAAAGUUCCCAAACGGGACUAGUUGUCCACAAAAGGAGAAGGCCUAUCGUAUCACGGACUACCUCCGUUCUCCCCACCCCUAUUCCAAGGUAGAAGACGCAGAUAAACGACACUCCCAAGCCGGACAGGACCAGGUCGCCUACGACAUUAUUAAGAAAGAUGGCGGGUUCUUUGUGGAUAUAGGGGCCCACGAUGGACAGUUCCUAUCGAACACGCUAUGGCUAGAAAGGCAGCACAAAUGGUCGGGACUUCUCAUCGAGGCCAACCCCGAUCUAUGUCAGAAGAUUGAUAAAGUAAAACGACACGCGUGGAGGCUGUGCGCAUGCCUGUCGAACACCAUGGGAACAGUGACCUUUAUUAAGGGUGACACGGUUGGUGGUGUUGAGAAUCACAUCGAUGAACACCACAUCAAAAUGUUGGACAGGAACAACAAAGUUACCGUCCCAUGUUUCAGCCUAGAGGAUGCACUAAAGGAAGUCAAAUCUAACCAUAUAGAUUUCUUCUCUUUAGACGUCGAAGGGGCAGAAAUGGCGGUUCUAGAGUCUUUGAGGGAGGGACUGAAGUCCAAACGUUUCACGGUGGAUGUGUGGUCUAUUGAGUAUCGUGUGUGGGAUGGAAAAAAUGUUGUGUAUAAGAAUUCGUUGGAAAAUUUGAAUGCUCUGAGAAGGUACUUCAAAGAGAUCGGGGGCUACACCGAACAUUCACAGCUAUCGAAUGACAAAAACAAUAAUGAUGGGUAUGCAUUGGAUGUGGUGUUUGUACGAAAUGAAAUGUUUUGUCAGAAACACGACGCCUUACCUGACGGUACUCCGUGCACAAACUGACACUCACUUAAUGUACAAUACAUAAAUCCCAACCCGAAAGAGAUUUUUUCUAAUUGUGUGUUUGUGUGCGCUUAAUUGUGUAUGUGUGUGUGUGUGUGAGAGAGAGAGAGAGAGAGAAAGAGAGAGAGAGAGAGAGAGAGAGAGAGAGAGAGAGAUCUGUAGAUAUCAUCAAAUUGAUUUAUGUAAUCUGCAAAUGAUCAAACUCACGCAAUGUUCUAAAUAUGAAACUGAGAGGGGGAUGGAUAAACUGUUGUGUAUCAAUGUGUGUAAAUAAUUUCCGUUAAUGUUACAUGUAACUUUUAUUGCAAAAUUGAUACUUAUUAUUCAACUUGCAAAAAACCAAACCCACGCAAUGUUUUCUUUUUUGUUCACUUUAUUUAGUGUUUCGAGUAUCAAAUAAUUAGUGUAUAUAUUUACUGUUUAUUUAUUUUAUUUUUAAAGUAAAUAAAUAAUUUACUCUCUA
Magallana angulata is the source of this 2717-nucleotide messenger RNA. RefSeq lists its product as uncharacterized. Lineage: Eukaryota; Metazoa; Mollusca; Bivalvia; Ostreida; Ostreidae. The record is from RefSeq and is a predicted model, not a curated record. The transcript is spliced from 2 exons. The coding region runs from base 506 to 2254 and encodes 582 amino acids.